Messenger RNA from Erigeron canadensis, 2008 nucleotides. Its product is annotated as hexokinase-3. The record is from RefSeq and is a predicted model, not a curated record. The coding region runs from base 212 to 1741 and encodes 509 amino acids. Lineage: Eukaryota; Viridiplantae; Streptophyta; Magnoliopsida; Asterales; Asteraceae. Gene Ontology annotation, molecular function: D-glucose binding; fructokinase activity; ATP binding. The transcript has 9 exons. Gene Ontology annotation, cellular component: mitochondrion; cytosol. Gene Ontology annotation, biological process: glycolytic process; intracellular glucose homeostasis; glucose 6-phosphate metabolic process.
AGACCGCCUCUUUCUUUUUUUCUCUCUCUAGAAAUUUCGUCAAACACCUUCAAAGUCUGCAAAUAUCACCGGAAAACCCAAUUCGCCGGCCACCAAUCACCGUCGUCACUUUCCGUCCACACACAAAUCACUUAAUCAACACUCAACUCAAACAAACAACAAACCCAUGGCAGCAGAAACAGAGAUUAAGUUUAAUUAAAACAAAACAUAAAUGGGGAAGUUAGGGUUAGGGAUAGCGGUGGGAUGUGCGGUGGCGAGUUGCGCGAUCGCGGCGGUGAUGGUCGGAAAAAGAGUGAAGAAUAGAAGACGGUGGUGGAAAGUAAUAAAGGUAUUGGAAGAAUUUGAUGACGUGGCGGGGACACCAGUAAGUAGAUUGAAACAAGUGGUGGAUGCCAUGGCGGUUGAGAUGCAUGCUGGUUUAGCUUCUGAAGGUGGUAGCAAGCUUAAGAUGUUGCUCACUUUUGUUGAUAAUCUUCCCAAUGGGAAUGAAAACGGAGUAUAUUACGCUUUACAUGUUGGAGGAACCAAUUUUAGGAUUUUAAGAAUCCAGCUUGGUGGCCAGAGAUCUAUCCUCGAUCAUGAUGUUGAGCGGAAACCAAUCCCCCAGCAUUUAAUGACCAGCACCAGCGAGGAACUCUUUGAUUUUAUUGCCUUGUCUCUUAAAGAAUUUGUGGAAAGGAAGGGAAUCAAUUUGCAGACGUCACAAGUUAGGGGAAAGGAUAUUGGCUUCACAUUCUCGUUUCCUGUGAAGCAGACAUCUGUCUCAUCAGGCACUUUGAUCAAGUGGACGAAAGGUUUUGCCAUUGAAGACAUGGUUGAAAAAGAUGUCGUUGAAUGUCUGCAAAAAGCAUUGUCUAGAAGAGGUCUAGAUAUGAACGUUACUGCACUUGUAAAUGAUAGUGUUGGAACAUUGGCUCUUGGGCAUUUUUAUGAUAAAGAUACAGUUGCUGCAGUGGUAAUCGGGACAGGUACCAAUGCAUGCUAUUUUGAGCGGGCUGAUGCGGUUAUCAAAUGCCAAGGUCUUCUCACAACUUCAGGAGGCAUGGUUAUUAACAUGGAAUGGGGUAAUUUUUGGUCCUCACACUUGCCGAGAACUUCAUAUGACAUUGAUCUGGAUGCUGACAGCCAAAACCCGAAUGAUCAGGGUUUUGAGAAGAUGAUAUCGGGAAUGUAUCUAGGUGACAUAGUAAGAAGAGUAAUUCACAGAAUAUCAUUAGAAUCUGAUAUCUUUGGACCUAUUUCUUCUAAGUUGUCAGCACGGUUUGCGUUGAGUACACCAUUAAUGGCGGCCAUGCAUGAAGAUGUUUCUCCCGACUUGAGUGAAGUUGGCAAGAUUUUAGAAGAGACAUUGGGUAUAUAUGACAUCCCGUUAAAAGUUAGAAAGCUUGUUGUCAAAGUAUGUGAUGUUGUGACACGUCGGGCAGCCAGGUUGGCUGCUGCAGGCAUCGUCGGGAUCUUGAAAAAGAUUGGUCGAGAUGGGACUGGGGGCAUAUCAAGUGGAAGAAUCAAAGGCGGAAAAAGUGGUAAAAUGAGAAGAACGGUUGUAGCAAUUGAGGGUGGAUUAUACACGAGCUACACCAUGUUUAGAGAAUAUCUAAAUGAAGCUGUGGCAGAGAUAUUAGGGGAAGAAAUAUCCCCAUAUGUGACCCUUAAAGUGAUGGAAGAUGGAUCAGGCAUUGGAGCAGCUAUGUUGGCUGCAUCAAAUUCAACCCGAAGUGUGGAUACAGUACAGGUCCUAUGAACAUAUAUAUUUAUAUAUAAUUAUAAUUAUAAUAUAUAUAAAUAUACAUAUAUAGAUCUGUAAAUUCCAUUUUUCGUUGUUUUUAUUCAACAUAUGUAUAGAAGGAAAGGUUGUAAAUAUGUCAUAUAGGAGUAGAAGGUUGUGGCGGUUCUUUGUAGUUUCAGAAUGUGUUCAUUCAUUUAUCAGGGUAAAAAGUAGCUAUUUGUUUAUAGAGUUUGUCUUUGUGGUUUAUUGAAAUAUAUAUUGUUAAUAGAUUAUUUUGUGUCA